Molecule: messenger RNA, 2430 nt
Organism: Cheilinus undulatus (humphead wrasse)
Lineage: Eukaryota; Metazoa; Chordata; Actinopteri; Labriformes; Labridae
Gene: slc38a6
Product: solute carrier family 38 member 6
Exons: 16
Coding region: 181-1554 (457 amino acids)
Biological process (GO): amino acid transmembrane transport; L-glutamine transport
Molecular function (GO): L-glutamine transmembrane transporter activity
Source: RefSeq, a predicted model, not a curated record
UAACAGCCAGCAGCUGACAGGGUGAUAAGAGGAGAGUUUAAAAGCGAUUUCAGAGAAGAUGGGAUCAUAACUUCGCAGUUUUACGAUACGCUAACAGGAGUGUUUGUGAGGGGAGUCUGACUCGGAGCAGCGGGCCGUAGUUUCGUGUGGUUUGUGUUUAGAGUUUUUGUAGAGUCGAAAAUGAGCAUUAAUACAGACACAAACACAGACCUGUACAGAGAAUGCAUCGGCGGAGACGCAGAAAGCAACGAAACUACUCCUUUAUUAACAAAUGGAUCAGUGCAGACCAGAACGAAAGGAGCCUCCUUCGCCUCCUCUGUCUUUAACCUGAUGAACGCCAUCAUGGGCAGCGGCAUACUGGGACUAGCUUAUGCUAUGGCUAGCACUGGAAUAAUUGGGUUUUGUAUCCUGUUGUUUAUGGUUUCCAGUCUGGCAGCGUACUCUAUACAUCUUCUUCUGAAGCUGUGUGACCAAACAGGUAUCAACUCAUAUGAAGAUCUUGGAGGGAGAGCCCUGCAAAAACCAGGAAAAACGCUGGUUGGCCUUGCUAUUCUCAUCCAGAAUAUUGGUGCUAUGUCGUCCUAUCUGUUCAUCUUGAAGUCAGAGCUUCCUGCAGCCAUCAACAGCUUCUUGAGCUCACACGGUCCAGGAGACGCCUGGUAUCAAGACGGCAGAUUGCUUCUGAUCAUUGUUACUAUCUGUAUUGUUUUACCUCUCUCUUUGCUGCCUAAAAUAGGCUUCCUCGGCUAUACCAGUAGUAUCGCCUUCUUCUUCAUGCUCUACUUUGCAGUUGUGGUUGUGGUGAAGAAAUGGUCCAUUCCAUGCCCACUGCCUCACAACAUGACCACGCCUGCAGAUAUGUUUCAGACAACAAACUCCUCUGGAUCAGAAUGCACACCAAAGCUUUUUGUCAUCUCCAGUAAGAGUGCCUACGCCAUCCCCACCAUGGCCUUCUCCUUUCUGUGCCACACAACCGUCCUGCCAAUCUACUGUGAACUGGACCACCCAACUAAAAAGAGGAUGCAGAACGUUACAAAUGUCAGCAUCAGCCUCAGCCUCUUGCUGUACCUCAUCUCUGCACUGUUUGGAUACCUCACCUUCUACGCUCAUGUGGACUCUGAGCUUUUGCUCAGCUACGACUCAUAUCUGCGUCAUGACAUCAUGGUGAUGACAGUCCGUCUGGCCAUCCUGCUCUCCGUGUUGCUGACCGUACCGCUCAUUCAGUUCCCUGCACGAAAAGCAGUGAUCCUGCUGUUGCGUGGAGAUCGACCCUUCUCCAUGCUGAUGCACAUCAUCUCAACUCUUGUCAUCCUGGGCGUGGUGCUGCUGCUGGCUGUCUUUGUGCCGGAUAUCAGACAUGUGUUUGGAGUUGUGGGAUCAACCACAUCCAGCUGCCUGUUGUUCGUCUUCCCCGGCAUUUUCUACCUCAAGAUCAGUGGUCGGCCCCUGAAAACCUUUGACUCCAUCGGGGCUCUUUUCCUGGUGGUCUUUGGAUUGAUUAUGGGAAUCAUCAGCCUCUCUGUCAUCAUCAUCACUUUUGUACAGAGCUCCUGACGCCCCCACCCCUUAUUCCUAAACUCAGCACGAGUAAAACAAAGGGAAGAGCAUGCCAAAGAAACUGAAUACUGGAUAAAGAAAGGAAACAGAUUUUAAUCCGCAUCACCUCAGGCAGAUUAUUUAUGGGAAGGUUGUUCUCGACACUAAAAUAUUUUUUUUUUCUUUGCUUUUAUCUCACAACCACACAAAAAUCGGUGCACGACAAUUGGCUUUGCCUUGUUUUUUUAACUUUUCUACACACUGUCAUUCAAUGCACACUUCAUGAAAAUCUGUUUUUUUGCCUUUCUUUUAGAGAAUAAGAUAGAUGAGGUUUAUUACUGAAGAGAAAUUGUAAGAAAGGGUCAAGCAUGUCAACAAUGUUUUUAAAUUUCUCUCCUUUUACUGUCUGAUAGACUUUGUACUGUCCUGUGUGGAUGACCAUGCACUUUAUGUUACUCUAUCUGCUUUCAUUUAAGAAAGCUGUUGACCAAGUUUGAAUCAUAACUGUCAGGUUUACCACUUUAUCAUGUUAGGUUUGCUUCAAAUUUGCAGACUUUGUACAUCCAGUGAGUAAUAUAGCUCCUGGAAUAAGAGCGAAGUGUUUUGAUUUUCUUUGUUUUUUAUUUUUCUUUUAAUCUUGUUUUUAUUUAAUUCGUGCAGUGAUUUUCCUCACAGCUUAGAGUCUGAACCUCAGGUAUAGGUGUUACUGCUGCUACUUAUAUUCUUGAGCUUUAAUGAAUGUGACAAGAAGUGAACAUUAGGCUCAUCAAUUUUUAAACUGAUCAGGUUUUGUUUGAACCAGUUGGUUACAAUGAUCUCCAUGUGGUCGUAUCGUACAAACGGUAUCAUGUUCAACUUCAUAUUACAUCCAUUUAAUAAAAGGGAAAUUCUUUA